GUCCGGCGGAGUUAGCUUCGUCGCGCCGUCUGCUGCUCCUCGCCCGGUCGUUGGUCGUCGGCGGUUUAUCUCGUUAUUUCGGGAUAAAAAACUAUUUGGGAACGGGAAUAACAAGAUUUAAAACCAAAAGAAAAAACGCACGCACGCACACACACACAAGAAAAUGGACCAUUCGACCAUGAACCACUCAGCGAUGGGCCAUCACGCGGGCAUGGACCACUCAGGCAUGGACCACUCGGGCAUGGACCACUCAGGCAUGGACCACUCGGGCAUGGACCACUCGGGUAUGGACCACUCGGGCAUGGACCACUCGGGCCACGAGGGGCAUGGCUUGGCAGGGGCUGUGGUGAGCACGACGGUCAAGGCCAUUGUCGACGCCGUGCAGAGUGGAGGUGACCACAGUGGGCACAUGAUGCACAGCUCAGGCCACGGAGGUCACGGCAUGGACAUGGAUAUGGACAUGGAAAUGUCGGUAAGUAUGUCCUCUUUUCGUCCUUUUUUCCGUCUAACGUCCACUCGCUUGCUCGACACGGAGAGUGAGAGAAAUGGAUUUGAGUGUUAUUGAUGUUGGAGAAAAUGUAUUA
This is a messenger RNA of Penaeus indicus, 584 nucleotides long. RefSeq names its product RNA polymerase-associated protein LEO1-like. Bases 164 to 565 code for a protein of 133 amino acids. The record is from RefSeq and is a predicted model, not a curated record. The transcript is spliced from 3 exons. Lineage: Eukaryota; Metazoa; Arthropoda; Malacostraca; Decapoda; Penaeidae.